CAACGACCGCGCUGUACUGAAGUCUCUCGCUUUUCAGAAUUUGAAACGACUUUACCACGAGUUGGAAAAAGCACUCCCACUGUACAUGUUCCUCUUCCCUUCUUCCUUCCUUCCUUCCUUCCUAAGAAUCAUCUUCUUCUUCAUCUUUAUAUACUCACUCCCUCUCUCACAGUGGACAAGCACGUACUGCUUCAAUGUUUAAGAAGGAAUUGAAUUGGCCAUUUGAGCGAUGGAUGAUAUGAUCUAGAUCGAUGGGUAUGAUGAACUUCAUCAUCGUCUCGAUCGUUUAAUUAAUGUUCUCUCUUUCGUUCAAUCGAUGGAUUAGUUUUUCAUCACCACUGUGGUUCUGACGCUUCUUUAGGCAUGCUGCGAGUAGCUGGGCUGAUCAUACAAAUGUCAGGGCGUGUGAGGGAUAAGUGACAAGGCAACCACGCAAGGCACAGAGAAGCAGAGAGGAAUUAGCAAGAGGGGUGCUAUGGGUCAAGUUAUCUCCAAUUUUAUUUCAUCUUUGUUGGAUGGAGCAAAGGAGAAAGAAAGUUCAAGUGGGCUGAAGUUACUGAUUUCUCAGCCAGACUUGGAGUCUCAGAGCAACUCUGGAUCAAGCUCUGCCUUCCACCGCCAUAGCCCUCUAAUUCCUUCAGCGAAGUUGGACUUGUGGGGCGAUUCAUGCAGGGAUUUGGGCAAUACUAAUGGUGCAUUGCCUCCAUUUUUGGUGGUUGAUUCAAAUUAUGCAUUGGAUACAAGCCUAAAGACUUCUCCGCCAAUCACCAGUCCAUGUAGCGAUGCGAGCGCAAGUGUUUCUUUUCACGCAACUUCUCCACUGUGCUUAGACUCGAGUAGUGAUUCUGGACCAACUGCUUCUUGGCGCCAGAAGGUGCUGUUUCCCCAACCAAAAAGUAAUGGUGGUUUUGAUCUGUUUAUGGUUACUCCGAAGAUCUGGUCUGAAGAAGAUGACUUGCAGAUUUAUCCACCAAAGAUUGACUUGUGCAUUGACACAAGUGUAAAUGAUGCAUUCCAUCAAGGCUUAGUGGGUACCCCGCUAAGCUCGGGUUCGGGUGACACUAGUGUCGUUGGUUCUGAACAGUUCGUGGUUGUUGAUUCAAACAUCCAAGUUGAAGAAUAUGACUUGGGUGGGAGGCAAGUUUCUCCACAUCCUCAAAAGACCAAAGGAAGAAAGAGUAAAGGGCCAAAAAAAAGAAUUGAACCCAAGAAGGAAGAGGAGGUAAACCUAUGCAAACAAGUUGUCGUAAAGGAAAAAUGGAUUAAGCACUACAGCAAUCAGCACAAGAUACUUCUGGUGGGGGAAGGAGACUUCUCAUUCUCUGCUUGUUUGGCCCUGGCUUUUGGAUCUGCUACUAACAUGAUUGCAACUUCUCUCAACUCCGUAGAGUUUUUGACUGGAAACUAUGGGAAAGCCCUGGACAACAUCAGAGAGUUGAAGGUUAGGGGAUGCGAAGUAAUGCAUGGAGUGGAUGCCACCAAGAUGAAAUACCACGGCAUGCUCAAGCAAAAGAUAUUUGAUCGAAUCAUUUUUAAUUUCCCGCAUGCAGGCUUUUCCCAGAAUGAAUCGCAGGAGUCCCAGAUUUGCCGACAUCAAAAACUGGUGCGCCUAUUCUUGAAGAAUGCUAAGAAACUGAUCUCAGGCGAGGGGGAAAUUCACAUUUCGCACAAAUCAAACGGUUUCCAUAGCCAGUGGAAAUUAGAAGAAUUGGCUUCGAAUCUCGGUCUCCGAACUAUUGGUAAGGUGCGAUUUCAGCUGACGGACUAUCUGGGCUACAACACUAAAUAUGGCUAUGGUGGUGACAAGAACUUCAACUGCUACCCCAGCAAAACUUACAAAUUUGGACCUUAAAAUAAAAGGAAGUAGAGUUUGAAGGCUUGGCUACAUAACACGCUAUAUAUCAUAUGUUUGUAUAAAAUGAAGAGCAGAAUGUUUCAUGGGCAAUUUGAUAUUUUGGCUGGUAUGAAGGAUGUGAUCUAGUGCUAUAUAUAUCAUGCAACACAGACAUACUUAUGCCGCAGAGGAAGCUUGGUUAGCGGGUGGAAAGAUCUCUAUGCCAAAGUUUAAUGUUUUCGUGUAUAAAACUUAAUUGUGGCUGUGAUUGUUUUAAUGUUUUUGGAACUUGGUAGGGUAUGAAUGUUAAUGCAUAUGAGUGAUGGUUAGAAGU
Molecule: messenger RNA, 2168 nt
Organism: Malania oleifera
Lineage: Eukaryota; Viridiplantae; Streptophyta; Magnoliopsida; Santalales; Ximeniaceae
Exons: 4
Coding region: 476-1852 (458 amino acids)
Biological process (GO): rRNA base methylation
Cellular component (GO): cytoplasm
Molecular function (GO): rRNA (uridine-N3-)-methyltransferase activity
Source: RefSeq, a predicted model, not a curated record